AAGCCCGAUACAUCGCACUGACAAAUUGAUCUGAUGCAAGUUCCCUCUCUUCUUUACCGUGAUAUGAUUCUUAUUAUCCAAACCCCAUCACCACGUAAAAGCAAAUUUGUCAAUUUUCGCUGCUUUUGAAUCUGAAAAGCUUCCCGGCUACUUCGACUCUCAACUAAUCCCUAAUCUCUCUCUCUCUCUCUCUCUCUCUCUCUGUGGGAUUUCGUUUUGAGGAACAAAUGAGUUAAAUCAGGUUAGCUUUCAGCACAUGUACAGAUGCUGAUGCAAUAUUAUGGUCUGAGCAACAUCUCUUUUUCCAAGGUUCUUCUGAGUUCCUUCAAUAGUUGCUUCCUUAAUCUCACUUCUGUGUCUGCAUCCUCAAGCUUAUCUGGAGUCUUGAAUGUGUCUGUGAAGUAUAGAUCUUAUCGAAGGUUUUCUGUCAUGGCUGGUGGGAUUCCGACUAGUGUUUCUAAUGGUGAUGUGGAUGUGGGUGCUGAUAAUCAGAGGACUUAUCAAGUUGUAGUGGCUGCUACUCGUGAUAUGGGAAUUGGGAAGGAUGGUAAAUUACCAUGGAGAUUGCCUUCUGACCUCAAAUUUUUCAAGGAGCUCACAAUGACUACCUCUGAUCCCGGGAAGAAGAAUGCAGUAGUAAUGGGUAGGAAAACAUGGGAAAGUAUCCCCCCUAAAUACCGUCCUUUACCUGGUCGCCUGAAUGUUGUGCUGACUCGUUCUGGGAAUUUUGAUAUUGCAACUGCUGAGGAUGUUGUAACAUGUGGAAACAUUCCUUCAGCUUUAAAAUUAUUGGCAGAAUCUCCUUAUUCUUUGUCAAUAGAGAGAGUUUUUAUUAUUGGAGGCGGCCAGAUAUUAAGGGAAACACUCAAUGCACCACAAUGUGCUGCCAUCCACAUUACAGAAAUUGAGACCAGCAUUGAAUGCGACACUUUCAUUCCCACUGUUGAUUUCUCUGUAUUUCAGCCAUGGUACUCAUCCCUCCCAUUGGUGGAAAAUAAUAUUCAAUAUUCUUUUGCGAGCUAUGUUCGCGUAAGAAGUUCUCCUAUUGAAGCUCAUGCUUCAAGAAGUAAGGAUUCUAAUAAGUUUGAGGUAGAAAGGUUUACCUUCCUGCCAAAGAUGAUCUUUGAGAGACAUGAUGAGUAUAUGUACCUGAAAUUGGUUGAUGAAAUUAUAUCAAGUGGCACCCAGAAAGAUGACAGGACAGGGACUGGUACUUUAUCAAAAUUCGGUUGCCAGAUGCGUUUCAAUCUUCGUAGAUCUUUUCCACUUCUUACAACUAAGAGAGUGUUUUGGCGAGGAGUUGUUGAAGAGCUGUUGUGGUUUAUCAGUGGUUCAACAAAUGCAAAGGUUCUACAGGAGAAAGGCGUAAAUAUAUGGGAUGGAAAUGCAUCCAGAGACUACCUUGACAGAAUUGGUUUGUCAGAUAGGGAAGAGGGUGACUUGGGGCCCAUUUAUGGAUUCCAGUGGAGGCACUUUGGUGCUAGAUAUACCAACAUGCAUGCUGACUAUACCGGCCAAGGAUUUGAUCAGUUGUCAGAUGUUAUUGACAAGAUUAAGAAUAGGCCAGAUGACCGGCGGAUAAUCCUAUCAGCAUGGAAUCCAUCAGACCUUAACUUGAUUGCGCUUCCGCCUUGUCACAUGUUUGCCCAGUUUUAUGUAGCCAAUGGGGAGCUAUCCUGUCAAAUGUAUCAGCGGUCUGCUGAUAUAGGUCUUGGUGUUCCAUUUAAUGUUGCAUCUUAUGCAUUAUUGACGUACAUGAUUGCUCAAGUUUGUGGCCUCACUCCUGGUGAUUUCAUCCAUAUAAUUGGGGAUGCUCAUGUUUAUAAGACUCAUAUCAUGCCUCUGAAGGAGCAGCUUCAGAAACUUCCCAAACCUUUUCCUAUUUUGAAGAUCAAUCCAGAGAAGGAGGACAUAGAUUCAUUUGUGGCAGCUGACUUUGAACUUAUAGGUUAUAAUCCUCACCAGAAGUUAGAAAUGAAAAUGGCAGUAUAGAGCUCUAAAAUGGUAGUACAGUGCUUUUGGGUAGUUUUCUCCUUGAGCCUAAGCCGGUUUUUGAGGUACCCAUUAUUAUUGAUUCAUAAUUAUUUUUAUCCCUGCCUUUUGUAUUAUGGAGGCACCUUUUUCCUUAAUUAGUCAUAUGAAAUUUGCCUAUAUGUGUUUGCUUCUAGGUUUUUUCAUUUUUACAAUAUCGUACCUUGCAAAGGCACUUAAAAUUUCUUAAUGACCAAUGGGUGUUGAUUCUUGAUGA
This is a messenger RNA of Quercus robur (English oak), 2248 nucleotides long. RefSeq names its product bifunctional dihydrofolate reductase-thymidylate synthase-like. The record is from RefSeq and is a predicted model, not a curated record. Gene Ontology annotation, biological process: one-carbon metabolic process; dTMP biosynthetic process; tetrahydrofolate biosynthetic process. The coding region runs from base 265 to 1992 and encodes 575 amino acids. Gene Ontology annotation, cellular component: cytosol; mitochondrion. Gene Ontology annotation, molecular function: dihydrofolate reductase activity; thymidylate synthase activity. NCBI's taxonomy places the organism in Eukaryota, Viridiplantae, Streptophyta, Magnoliopsida, Fagales, Fagaceae. The transcript has 12 exons.